AGUAAUAACCAAUCGGGUGGCAGAUGGCGGAGCAUGUUUCCUCGGUAACACAUGCUUAAUCCACGGGAAAGGCGGAGCCUGUCACUGGAGGAGGUUGUUAGUUUACCGGGUCUGGAGAAGGAAUCAGAGCGGAGACCGGAGGAUGAAGCAGAUACAGUGGUGGAGCAGGUGGCGCCGCCCUGCCAGUCUCCUGCUGAUCUGCACCCUGAUAACAAUCGGCGCCGUGCCCAUCGACACAGAUAAAACCAAGGUGAAUGUGGAGGCGGCAGAUGAGGGGCAGAAGUCUCAAACCUCUGACACAGGACUCUUCUAUGACCGGUACCUCAAGGAGGUGGUGGAAGUCCUGGAGACCGACGAGCAUUUCCGAGAGAAGAUCCAGGCUGCUGACAUUGAGGACAUCAAGAGCGGGAGGAUCAGUAAGGAGCUGGACUUGGUCAGCCAUCACAUCCGGACCAAGCUGGACGAGCUGAAGAGGCAGGAGGUGGCGCGGCUGCGGAUGCUGAUUAAGGCGAAGCUCAGCGCCCCAGAGAGUGCCGGUAUUGAUCGUCGACUACUCCUUCAGAAGUUUAAUCACCUCAAUCACAAGAACCCUCACUCGUUUGAGCCCCAAGAUCUAGACAUGCUCAUCAAAGCGGCCACUAAAGACUUGGAGAACUACGACAAAGAGCAUCACGACGAGUUCAAGCGAUACGAGAUGAUGAAGGAACACGAAAGGAGAGAAUAUCUAAAGAGUCUGGAUGACGAGACGCGGAAACAGGAGGAGGCCAGAUAUGAGGAGAUGAAGAAGAAGCACAGAGAGCACCCCAAAAUUAACCACCCGGGCAGCAAAGAUCAGUUGAAGGAGGUCUGGGAGGAGACCGACGGCUUGGACCCCUCCGAUUUUGACCCCAAGACUUUCUUUAAGCUGCACGACACCAACAGCGACGGCUUCAUUGAUGAGCAGGAGCUGGAGGCGCUCUUCACCAAGGAGCUUGAGAAAGCAUAUGACCCAACAAAUGAGGAGGACGACAUGGUGGAGAUGGAGGAAGAGCGAUUACGGAUGAGGGAGCAUGUGAUGAGCGAGGUGGACGUGGAUAAGGAUCGACUGAUAAAUCUAGAAGAGUUCCUGCGAGCGACGGAGAAGAGGGAGUUCCUGGAGCCGGAUGGCUGGGAGACCCUGGAUGAGCAGCAGCUCUACACCGAGGAGGAGCUGCAGGAGUUUGAGAAACAUAUUUCUAAGACAGAAGAUGAACUAAAGAGGAAAAAGGAAGAGCUGGACAGACAGCAGGAGGAGCUGCACAAACAGCACCAGCACAUCCAGGCUCAGCGCCAGGAGCUGCAGCAGGUCGUACAACAGAUGGAGCAGAACAAGCAACAGCCGCCUGUUCCACACUCAGUCCCUGAACCCGGAGUCCAUUUCCAGCCAGUUGGUGAACAAGUCAAUCACUUGGCAUCUCCAGAUGUUGGGAAUCGUCAGCCGCUGCCCCCAGGACACUUAUCAGAUGCCUCAGUAGCGCACAGCCAGCAAACGCCAUAGGGGCCCCAGCCGCCCAGAGCUGACCGAACCUGAAAACUACUGAUCUGCCUACAAACUCUCAUUGUCUUGGGGUCCCCUUCAACCCCAACCUGUUCAUGUUAUUUACCCUCUAACCUUGUGCCCAGGACCAACCAGGAGAAUAAAAAGUCAUUAUUUUCUGUGUA
Bufo bufo (common toad) is the source of this 1680-nucleotide messenger RNA. RefSeq names its product nucleobindin 2 (gene NUCB2). The transcript is spliced from 13 exons. The record is from RefSeq and is a predicted model, not a curated record. Lineage: Eukaryota; Metazoa; Chordata; Amphibia; Anura; Bufonidae. Gene Ontology annotation, cellular component: extracellular exosome; endoplasmic reticulum-Golgi intermediate compartment. The coding region runs from base 143 to 1516 and encodes 457 amino acids. Gene Ontology annotation, molecular function: calcium ion binding.